Cinclus cinclus is the source of this 2943-nucleotide messenger RNA. RefSeq names its product signal recognition particle 68 (gene SRP68). Gene Ontology annotation, biological process: SRP-dependent cotranslational protein targeting to membrane. NCBI's taxonomy places the organism in Eukaryota, Metazoa, Chordata, Aves, Passeriformes, Cinclidae. Bases 9 to 1859 code for a protein of 616 amino acids. The transcript has 16 exons. The record is from RefSeq and is a predicted model, not a curated record. Gene Ontology annotation, cellular component: signal recognition particle, endoplasmic reticulum targeting. Gene Ontology annotation, molecular function: 7S RNA binding; endoplasmic reticulum signal sequence receptor activity; signal recognition particle binding.
GCUGCAAGAUGGCGGCGGAGCGCCAGGGAGGAGGAGGCGGCGGCCGCGGGGCCGGAGCGGAGGAGAACAAGGACCACAAGGACGGCAAGGACAACAAGGAGAACGAGCGGCCGGCGGGGCCGCAGCCCGGCGGCCUCGGCGACAGCCUGGGCCUGGAGAUCCUGCAGAUCGUGAAGGAGUCACAGCAGCAGCAUGGCCUGAGGCAUGGGGACUUCCAGAGAUACAGGGGUUAUUGCUCCCGCAGGCUGAGGCGGCUCCGCAAAACUCUCAACUUCAAAAUGGGCAACAGGCACAAGUUCACUGGGAAGAAAGUAACUGAAGAGAUUCUCUCAGACAACAGGUAUUUGCUGCUGAUCCUGAUGGAUGCAGAGAGGGCCUGGAGCUAUGCCAUGCAGCUGAAGCAGGAGGCCAACACGGAGCCUCGCAAGCGCUUCCAUUUGCUCUCGCGGCUGCGCAAGGCUGUGAAGCAUGCUGAGGAGCUGGAGAGGCUCUGUGAGAGCAACAGGGUGGAUGCCAAGACAAAGCUGGAAGCUCAGGCGUACAUGGCUUAUCUCACCGGGAUGCUUCGCUUCGAGCACCAGGAGUGGAAGGCAGCAAUGGAGGCUUUCAACAAAUGCAAGACCAUCUAUGAAAAGCUGGCCAAUGCUUUCACAGAAGAACAAGCUGUGCUGUAUAACCAGCGUGUGGAGGAGAUCUCGCCCAACAUCCGCUACUGUGCCUACAACAUUGGUGACCAGUCUGCCAUGAAUGAGUUGAUGCAGAUGAGACUGAGGUCUGGUGGCACUGAAGGUCUUCUUGCAGAAAAACUGGAGGCACUGAUCACCCAGACUCGAGCAAAGCAGGCAGCCACGAUGAGUGAGGUGGAGUGGAGGGGGAGAACUGUUCCAGUGAAGAUUGACAAAGUGAGGAUCUUCCUGCUGGGGCUGGCUGACAACGAGGCAGCAAUUGCUCAGGCAGAAAAUGAAGAGACAAAAGAACGUUUGUUUGAGUCUUUACUCAGUGAGUGCAGAGAUGCCAUUCAGGCUGUUCGGGAAGAAUUGAAACCAGACCAGAAGCAGCGAGAACACUCUCUGGAAAAUGAUUCUGGGAAAGUGUCCAACAUCCAGUACUUACACAGUUAUUUGACCUACAUCAAGCUGUCCACAGCCAUCAAGCGCAACGAGAGCAUGGCCAAGUCCCUGCAGAAGGCCCUGCUGCAGCAGCAGCGCUCCGACGAGGAUGGCAAGCGCUCGCCACGGCCGCAGGACCUCAUCCGCCUCUACGACAUCAUCCUGCAGAACCUUGUGGAACUGACACAACUUCCUGGCCUAGAAGAGGACAAGAACUUCCAGAAGGAGACUGGACUGAAGACACUCGUUUACAAAGCUUACAGGUGUUUCUUCAUUGCCCAGUCCUAUGUCCUGGUAAAGAAAUGGAGUGAAGCCCUUGUGCUGUAUGAGAGGGUGCUGAAAUAUGCCCGUGAGGUUCAGUCAGGAGCUGGAGCUCACAGGAACAGCUUGAAGGAGUUGCCUGAUGUUCAGGAUCUCAUCACUCAAGUCAAUGCAGAGAAGUAUUCCUUGCAAGCAGCAGCUAUUUUAGAUGCAAAUGAUCCUCACGAGACUGAGUCUCCAUCUCAGGUCAAGGAUGGCAAGCCACUCUCAGAACGGUUUGAGACUUUCUGCCUGGAUCCUUCCCUGGUCAGCAAGCAAGUCAGCCUCGUGCACUUCCCACCAGGAUUCCAGCCCAUUCCAUGCAAACCCUUGUUCUUUGACCUGGCCCUUAAUCAUGUUGCUUUCCCACCUCUGGAGGACAAGGUGGAGCAGAAGGCCAAGAGUGGCCUCACAGGAUAUAUAAAGGGCAUUUUUGGAUUCAAAAGUUAACCAGGACCCCCAGAGGAACAAAGGUUUUUAUUCUGUAUUGAAGGAAAAGCUCCAGGAGGUUCUAGGACACAAACACCUGCACCUGAAACCAAAAGAGGGAAGUUUUACCAUCUUCUCCCCUGUGUCCUGUGUUUAUGUCUGUGCACACAUUCUCUCCCAGUGUAUUAAAGACAAGCAAUUACUCAGAAACAAGCAUACACUAUAAAUAACUGAAAAUAACCUGGAGCACAGAGAAAUUCCUUUCUGCUUGGAGAAGUUCUGUGAUCAGUGCUGUCCAGUGCUGGAACACAUCUGUUUACCAUGGAUCAGGGCAUAGAUACAAUUUAAUUCCUGCCUCUGCCCCAUUAUUUGACACUAUAGUUUGAAUUUUUGAUCUAGAAAUUGGGGUGUAAUUGGGAAGCAGAGGCAGAAGUAGGUGCAUAACUAAACCAGCAAGGUGAGGCUCCCUCACAAUGGCUGUGGAACAGUAGCCAGGGGGGCAACUUCUCCUUUCCUUUCAACCCAGAAGUCUAUAUUUUUUAAGAAUGUAAUGUUCAGAAGUGACAAAAUAGAGCCUCUUUCCUUAUCAGUAAGGAUGGCAAAUGUCAAAUGUUGAUGGUGGUGAAUUUGUACUCUGGGCCAAUAGCACCCUUCUUUAUUCAUACACACUUCGUUAAAUACCUAAAUACAGUAUAGAACCUAUUCCUGAAAGUAUUUUCCUGGGAAAAUAGCUUCAUGGGUGGCUUUAGAAAUAGCUACUUGCUCUUCUUGGGAAGUUGGGUCUCUUGGUGUUUGUUUUGUCUCUGAUCUAAACCUUGUCUGAAAACAAGAUGAUCUUUUUCUGAAGUUCAUCUGUUGCUUUGUUUCUUGUCCCUGGUCGGUAGCUACACCUGAAGUGAGGGAUAAGGAACAGGAGACCAGUGGGUUUGUGAGUGAUAAUUCAUCUCUGUCAUGCCAGACAGCAUUUUUUAUAAAGCACCCAGGUGACAUGGGGAUGGACACUUUGAAAGUGCAGGUAAUUUCAUAAUUGUGAUCACUUCAGCAAGAAAAGACCCCACAGCACAUGGGCAGAACUGUUCCUAAAUAAAACAUUUGGAAGAUUCCA